AUUUUAUCCGUAUGUCGUCGCCUUGUGGCGGCGCUGGUGCCGCUCAUCCGAUGUACGAUCGUUACGCCAGCUUCCAGGGAGAUGCUGUCGUUGUGUCACUGAAUACGCUCGCAUUCGUGCGUGGCGCGCUGUUUAGCAUUGACCCCGAGAAUGGAAAUGUCGUUUUAUUCGAGUGGUUGCAAGACGAGAACAAGGUUGUACGGACUCACACGGUAAUGGCACAUGCAAUUAUGUCGAUCAAACUCGACACUGACGAAGGCGGAACGGAUAUCAACACCAUUCGUCAACGCCUGGCUGCCACUAUGCCUUCGAGUGCUGCGAACUCGACACCUGUGGCCAUCCAGCAAUACCUACAACAGCAUUGCAUCGAGGCGACUAUUGACAACGUGUCAAAGGAUCUCAUCGUGUUUGGCGGGGCUGCGACGAUCGCACCGCCGUACGACGAGUUUUCAGUGUGCGCGACGAAUGGCUUGGUCUUGGAACGUUUGACGCAGCUUCUACGUUUGUGUAACGCAUAAUACCCGGCGAUGUAUUCCCCAGCCUCUAUGCGCAAAACACUUCAUCAUUCACCGCGCACCCUUCGGCCACUUCCCCAGCGUCGGAAUUCUGGCGCCAUCGGCGCUUACCAACUAAAAUCCCGCCACUUAUCCAACGGCCAAGUGAUUUCAGUUCUAUAUGGGGUUGAUAUUUUCGUGGGGGUUGGACGUAUCUUUCCGCAUCGCCAGCUGGGAGUGGAGUUCAAAUUUUUGAUAAUUG
This is a messenger RNA of Aphanomyces invadans, 756 nucleotides long. RefSeq lists its product as hypothetical. Bases 12 to 518 code for a protein of 168 amino acids. The record is from RefSeq and is a predicted model, not a curated record. The transcript has 3 exons. Lineage: Eukaryota; Oomycota; Saprolegniomycetes; Saprolegniales; Verrucalvaceae.